This is a messenger RNA of Naumovozyma castellii, 3219 nucleotides long. RefSeq lists its product as uncharacterized. The transcript has a single exon. Lineage: Eukaryota; Fungi; Ascomycota; Saccharomycetes; Saccharomycetales; Saccharomycetaceae. The coding region runs from base 1 to 3219 and encodes 1072 amino acids. The record is from RefSeq and is a predicted model, not a curated record.
AUGACGAUUAAUAAAUCUGAAGUUGGAGUCGAUAAUUUGCUUAAAGAAAUAGAUGAUGAGCUAGAAUACACGUUCAACGAUAGCAAACAGGACUCUCUCCUGGAAGAUCAGCAGGUGCUCGUUGACGGUCAAUUUCAAAUCCCCCUUCAUGAAAUCGGGGAUGAAACCAUGGAAAUGAUUGUAACAUAUAAUACAACAACUAACAAGUCGUUGGAUCCAGCAUCGAUACCACUGGCGGAAGAAGAUAUCAUAGACACUAGCACAGGGAUUAAGGGGAAAUCAGUGAGUUUUCAUGUACCCUCUCCCUUGGAAAAAGAAAUAAAUAAAACGGAAUAUAGCAAACUCGAGAAAAACUCCGAUGACAAAGCUGCUGAGCUAAAUCUCGAUCAAAAGUUUAUUGAUCUUUCCGAAACAACUGACUUGUCUGAAUAUGACAAUAGUUCUGCCUUCCUAAAUAGUAAAAUAAAGGAAGAAAAUACUCCUUCUGACAAUUCAUUCAUAAAAAAAUUCAAAAUUGCACAACUGUCAUCAGAUGAAAGUACCGAAAGCAGCAUAGCCAACGAGACUGAUACUGAACAUCCUUAUGGUGUCUCACAAAUUGAAAAGAGAUUUUCAAAACAAAUAUCUUCAAUUCAUUCAGAUUUGAAUCAACUGGCGAACAAAAGUAGUAUACAAGCAAUACAGGCACUUAGUGAGCAAUCAAAGAAAGACAACACUACUAUAUCUGCAAGUGAUUCCUUUGGUACAGAUAUAUCAGCUCCUAUUCAAGAUUUGCAGAUUAAUGAAGAAUUAUCCAUUUCCGUGGAGCAAAAUAACGUCGUCUCGGCCUCAUCUAACAAUGAAGCCGUAGCUGAUAUCAUCUUAUCUGGCAUGCCAAAUUUGCCAAAACUGCCGAGCUCCCGUACUAUGAGUUCUAUCAUAAAUCCAACUAGUGAUUUGUCGUUAGAAUCUGUUGGUUCUGAAAAGGAUAAAUCCAUAUCCAAUGAUGUACUAGAAUCAAUCGUUGAUAACUCAAACAGCCGAGGUGAAUCAAUUACUGAAAACUUAAAGGACCCUCAGCCAUCAAAGAAAAAUAAAAAAGCCCAACAAGUAUCCAGGAAACUUUCGAGAACUAAGAAUUCAAAGAAUACCAUUCCCGCAUCACCUCUUCCUGUAUUGCCAUCAAUAGAUCUUUCCAACCCUUUUGAAGAUUAUCUGAAUACUACUGAAGAAUCAACAUUUUUAGCCAAUCCUGAAACUCCUUCAACAUAUCUUUCCAUUUGGCAUUCACAAGCUGGAACUAAACCGAUAAACUUUUUAGAUUCUACAUCUCCAGUCUUAAGCAUAAAUUCCCAAUUUACCAACUUAUCCAAAGCCAGUGCAUUUUCGACACCGCCAAUAUCUUCACAUUAUAAUUUUAAACCAAAAGUUGUUAAAAAGAGUAAAAUAUAUCAAAAAGAAUAUACGCCAGUUCCUUGGGUAAAGAAAACUACCCCAAAAAGAAAACAAGAACCAACUUCAGACUUGGUCCCCGAGACUGAUAUAGAUACUCUGAUAACUAACGAAGAACCCGCAAAACCAUCCACCAUAGAAAAACCUCUAGCUGUGAAGGGCUUAGGAACCUCUCAUUUUGUAACAAAAGCUACUACAGACAUUGAAAACGAUUCUAUUAUUGAGAUUGAUGCUCCUUCUACUCCGAUUAAAGAGCCUUCUCUUCCAUCUUUCUCUGACAUGAGAGGUGAUGCAUUUGAAUCCUUCCUAAAUCAUUUGGAUGAAGAAAUUACUCAGGAAACUGCGAAUAAUUCAUUAAAUGGGAAACAUGAAAUAUCAAACGUACAAUUUUUGGAAUCACUCCCUCACAAGAAAUCAAUUCAAAAUAACAUUUUAGGAGACGAUAUGAGUCUUAACAAGCAACCCCAAGAAGAUUCUUUCGAAUAUAUUGAUCUUACUAAAACUCCAAUCCAAACUCCUAAAAUUCAACAUUAUCAUGUUGAAAGUCCAUUCAAAGUGGUUAGUCCAUUGAAACUCUCCAAGGAAAAAACUGAGGGAAAUACUAAUACAGAUCAUGAUGAUAAACCAAUAUUGAAAGAGAAAGUCCCACCCUCUGAGGAUAUCGAAGGUGAAGAGGAUCUUCAGGUAUUAGAGCUUCCAGAACCUGAUCAUAACGAUACCGAACCUGUUGCAUUGAAAGAUCAAGGUAUAGUUUAUAUAACGUUAGAAGGUCUUUCAAGGCUAAAGUUAGAUGGCAUCAACUCUCACAGGGCUGCAUACUCGAUUGAAAUUUCCCUAAAUGGCUGUCAAACAACACUACCCUGGAAAAAUAUGCCAUCCGAUGGAAGUAUAGAUUUAGCAAAGAAACUAAGUGUUGUUCUUGAUUCAGAUAAAACAAAAACCAAUAUCCUAAAAGUAACAAUAAAAUGCCGUUAUGAAAGGCAAAAGAAUGAAAUUGUUGAAGUAGUUGAAAAGAUUCCUGUAAAGCAAAAUUUUUUGUUUGGUAAGAAGAAGUACAUUUCGAAAACAAAAUAUGUUCAAGUACCUGUAAGGCCUGAUGAAUGGGUUGAUAUAAUAAAAAAUGAUGGCACGCUUGCAGUUUGUGAGUUUCCGUUAGAACAAAAGGUUUUGGAGCAUGCUGCAUUCCAAACCCAGAAGUACGAUUUGAACCUCGUUAAUAAAUGGACCCGUAAUUCUCAUAAAAAUAAUGAAUGGGUUCUUGGAACAAUGGCAGUGAGUUUAUGUUAUUUAAAAAGGUCGUCCGAUUUGGAAGUAUUUCCUUCCACAUUUGAGAUUGCCGAAAGGAUUAUAAAGAAAUGUCAAAUUCAAAACGAUAUUACUAAAGAAGGAUAUCUAUUACAGCAAGGAGGUGAUAUUAAAGGUGGGCUACAGCGUAGAUUUUAUAGAUUACAAGGAACCCAGUUGACGGGUUACCAUGAAGUGUCAAUGGUUCCACAAAUUAUUAUAAACUUGUUGAAAGUAAAAAGUGUUUUGGGAAGUGAUGAUAUGGUUAAGGAAGAUGAAAGAGUAUUUACGAACCACACAAAUUUAAUAUUACUUGGAGAUUGCUUAGAUUUAGUUUUCGAGAACAACGAGAAGAUGACCUUCACCGUCGAAUCGUCGAUUGAAGAUCAUAAGGAUUGGUACAUGAAAUUGAAAGAGGUUGUGGACUUGAAUGUUAGUCAUCAACCCUGGACCAAGAAAAUGGUCGAAUAUGCUCUGAUAUGGCGUAGGUAUCAACAACAUUGA